This is a messenger RNA of Parasteatoda tepidariorum (common house spider), 1272 nucleotides long. Its product is annotated as zinc finger protein 708-like. The record is from RefSeq and is a predicted model, not a curated record. Lineage: Eukaryota; Metazoa; Arthropoda; Arachnida; Araneae; Theridiidae.
AUGUCAGUGGCGGAUAAUAUUAGUAUUACUCCGACUGUCAAAAGAGAAAUAAUUUGUCAGAUUUGCAAUAAAUCCUUUAAACGAGGCAAAGACCUUAAGAGUCAUUCCGUUAUUCAUCUUGAUGCAAAACCUUAUGUUUGCAGCCAAUGCCCUGAAGCCUUUAAGCACAAAACAAGUUUGAAAAGACAUUCUCUAAUACAUUCAGGAGAAAAACCAUUUACCUGUAGAAUUUGUGGAAAGUCUUUUAGACAGAAGGGAUCAUUGAAUGAACAUUCUCUUACUCACUCUGGAGUGAAACCUCAUACUUGUGAUGUAUGUAAUAUGGGCUUUACAACUAAAAGUAAUUACGGUCGCCAUCUAAAAAAACAUCUAUUAUCCAAACCUUUUACUUGCAAUAUUUGUAACAAAGGAUUUAAUGUACGUUCUUAUCUUACUCGUCAUUAUAAUAAACAUAAAGAAAUUGAUGAAACUAUUAAUUCGUUGACAUCAAAAUCACAGCAUAAAUUUUCUUCUGCAGAUGAAGAAGAUAAAAAACUGUCAUCUGGCCAUUCAGAGGAAAAGCAGUUACCUUGUACCAAAGUAAUUGUUAAUGCUGAGAUGGUCGAAGUUACUAAUCAUCUUGGAUUGAAGACGUAUGUAUGUAGAAAAUGCAAGAAACAUUUUAAUGAUUUUAGUAACUUAAAGAUCCACCUUAUGUCACAUGUGAACAAAAAAAUUUAUGUCUGCGAUGUUUGCAAAAGUUCUUUUACGAGUAUCGGUGCUUUUUGUAAACAUAAACUUGCUCACAGUCAAGACACUUUUAAGUGUGAAGAUUUUCCUGAGGAAAGUGAAAUUCUGCCUCAAUGCUUAAAAACAGCGGCAUCCAAUACCACACUUAAUAUAAAAACAGAAUAUUCUGAUAAGGAAGCACUUGAUAAGCGAUAUGUUUGUAGUGUUUGCAAUCGAACAUUUCUGAAAGAAAUUCAAUUUAUGCAUCAUUCUGUUACCCAUAAAUAUCCAGGUCCUUAUUAUUGUGAUAUUUGUGGUGAAAAUAUUGAGUUUGAUAAAAUACAUGAGCUUCAUAAACAUUAUGAAGAGCAUGGUGAAAUAGCUUGUAUAUGUUACAAUUGUAUUGAGGAAUCUGGUAUAGUGGAGACGAAUGUAAAUUAUUCUAAGAACACUGUUUUUAAGUGUGAUAUAUGUUAUAAAUGUUUUCCUGAUAAAAACCUAUUAAGGAAACAUUUUCCUACUCAUAAAAAUAGAAGACCAUUAUUAAUAAAACUUAGUACAUGA